UUCAAUGUACUCUUAAAAAUGGUUGUUUCAGUUGUAAACAAAAUAAUUGUUGAGGUUUUUAAAAAUAAUGGAGAAGAAAAGUGUUGAAGUUCAAGUGUUUGAUAGUGACUUUUCUGUGCUUCUUCGUGAAUCUUUAACAUAUGAAAUUAAAAUGGAAUCUCGUUCUAAGAGCAGACUGCGUAAUUUUGUUAUGAUAUGCAUAAUGUUAGCUUUAAGUGGUAUUGUUUAUUUUGGGUAUUUUUGUUCAGAUCAAGUAUGUGCUUUAACAACUCAAAAAAGUUCUUGGUCUGACUGGACGUUAAAAUUUCCGAUUCAAGAUAAUUUGGGCAAACCAUUAGCCUUACAUUCUAGUCCUAUUAAUUCCAAGUCUUCUAAUCCAGGCCUUAGUUAUGAUGAUGUCUUGAAUGAAAAUUUUCAGUUUGACAUGAAUGCUCAUGAUGUUAUGGUGUUUUUACAUAUUCAAAAGACAGGAGGGACUUCUUUCGGUAGGCAUUUAGUUCAGGAUCUAGAUUUACAAAGACCUUGUACUUGUCAACGGAAGAGGAAACGAUGUUAUUGCUUCCGACCAAAUCGGAAUGAAAACUGGCUUUUUAGCCGGUACUCAACAGGUUGGAAAUGUGGAUUGCAUGCGGAUUGGACCGAACUUACAAGUUGUGUAGACUCAGAACUGGAUAAGAAUGAAGGAGAUGCUGUAAAAAGGAGGUAUUUUUAUAUUACAUUACUAAGGGAGCCUAUCAGUCGCUACUUGUCCGAGUUUCGUCACGUACAACGAGGGGCAACGUGGCGCAACUCUCGCCAUUGGUGCGGAGGACGAGUUGCCACAGAUGCAGAGUUGCCUCACUGCUACCAGGGAUCCUCUUGGCGAGGUGUAACUCUAGAUGAGUUUGCAGCUUGCCCUCAUAACCUUGCAGCUAAUAGACAGACCCGCAUGAUGUCAGACUUGGCAUUGGUGGGCUGCUAUAACACAUCCUACAUGAGUGCCAGUGAACGAAAUAGAGUGAUGCUUGCAAGUGCCAAACGUAACCUCGCAGCAAUGGCAUUCUUUGCCCUCACUGAAUAUCAGAAGAUGGGGCAGUAUGUUUUUGAGGAGACAUUUAAUCUUCGCUUUGCAGUGCCAUUCGAACAACACAACUCCACUUUGUCUAGCAUGACACUGGCCAAGCUAAGGCCUGAUCAGAUCGACACCAUUAAAAGGCUCAAUGCAUUGGACAUUGAACUGUAUGAAUUUGCUCAGGAAUUGAUGAACAAGAGGUUCGAAAAGUUGCGCUCUCGUGAUGCUCAGUUUGCGGAGAGGUUCGCUCACUUGGGGGAACUGCCUGGGCGAGGAGCAGUGGAGUUCAACUGGGACCAGGAAGUGGACGAGACGACGCAGCACCAUGACACGUAGAACACCACUGUAUUUAUGGAUCUCUUCUUGCAUUUAUAUAAAUAUAAGUGGAUACGAACAAAAGUAAUGCAACGAAAAGAAAGUUACGCAUAAAGUGGUCUGUGUAUGUUCGCACAUUAAAGUACAUCUAAAAAUUUAUAUUCAUUACUCUAAGAUAAUUUUUUAUUUUAAAAUUAAAAUUCAGCUCUUAAAAUGAUACAAAAUAAUAGGUUUAAAUUUGAAGUUUAUAGCCCUGACUAUGAGGGAAUGUGAUUGUUCUAAUACUAGUAUUUUAAUUUGUUUUAAAUUUGGUGCUUCCACUGAUAGUCUUCCUGUGCUGCAGUAUUAUGCUAAAAAUGUAACAAUUUUUAUAUUUUGAAUUUUAGGCAUUAAAAAAAUUCACAUUGAUCACUUCAGAUAUUUAGUGAAUUUGACUGUCAAACAAGCAUUUUACUUUGGCAUAUUAAUGAUCACAAAUUCAAUCUGAUCAAUAAUAUCAACUGAAAUCUGUCUGCUAUAGACAGAAGCAACCAUGAAAUAUGUGGUAAUUAAAAUUAAGCUUUUAAUUAAUAGAUGGACCAUAACAGCUUGAUAAAUAUACAGGGUGUAAAAAAGUCCCACACUGACUAGGUAAUUCCCAAAAAAUUACAGGUAAAGUAAUAAAACUUGGUACAUCAUUACUGAACGUAUAAAUCUACUUUUUGAAGUAAUUACCAUUUCUUUGUCAUAUCAAGGGAUGAUCCGCAACGAGUCAGAAGAAAAUCUUUAAUGAGAGCUUAGGUCGAGUAGUACGUCAAAUCAAAGGUCUUUAUUAGUAGAGUACAAUGCCACAAAUCCGACCUUAAAGGGUUCACUCUUUAAAAAAUUAUUCUGGUUUGAAAUAUUUACAAUAUAGGUCCUGUUCUAGAUGGUUUAAUAUUCUUGUCUUGGCUUAAGCUGUGAAAGUUAAAAUUAUUAAAUGAAUACUGGACUUAAGAAAUGGCUUUUAAGGUAGUAGACAUCCAAUGGAGAAUGGUCUACAAGGAAUUUUAACCGUAAGCUUAGCUGAAGAUGUACAUCAUUAUAAAGGUUAUAUUACACUUUAAAACCAUGUACAUCUUGAGCUAUGCUUACGUUAAAUUGUUUUGCCGAACUCCUUGUUGACCAUCCCCCAUUGGAUGUGAAGAGUCACUAACUAUUAUUAACAUAAACAUCCAGGUAGUGUGGUAGCGAGAUUUUUCCUGAUAUGGCAACCGAUCAAAAAAGACUGUUCUUCACUCUCUGUAUUUGAACAUUAUCUACAAACAAGAAGCUGUUCUGUUAUUUAUUUUCUGCAUUUUUGUUGAGUCAGACUGGUUGGCUUAUUUUUUUAGUUUGCUGGAUUCCUACAUUUUGUAUCAUUUUUGUAUCAAAAUAUACUAAAAAAAACUACCAAUUUUAAUUUUCAUUUGGAACAAGUAGUAGGAUACUACUCUUAUUCUAUUCACAUAUUUUAUUGUCUGAUUACAAAACUGUUAUUUGUGGAGUUCCUUAGGGGUCAAUCUUAGAUUUGCUUUUGUUCUCUGCUUAUAUCAAUGACAUCAAUACUAUACUUGCAACGUACAAUGGUUCAUACAUAAGCUGAUAGAUAUCUAUAUUAACAAGUUGAUGACUUCAGUGAGGCUUUGGAGAGGACCAAUAAGGACAUUGAAAGGAGUGUGCAUUGGAGGGUGAAGUAAACAAUAAUUAGAAAAUAAAUGUAAUACAAUUUUAAUUUUGUUGGUUAAUUAUUAAAAUAGAUAGAUUGUAAACAAAAAUAUUUAUUUUGGAGUUUUAAAAUUAAAACGGACAGGUUACCACCUUGUACUGAAUUGAGAUAGAGAUAGAUUAGUAUAGCAUGUUAAAGGCACAAGUGCCUUUAAAAUUAAAUGUCAGACUAUCUAUAAACAAACAGUUAAUUAUGGUAAAAAAAGUACUUGUUUUAAUUCAUAUUUCACAAAUAUGACAAAAGAAACUCUUAAGGAAAAUUCCAGGUUCUGAGAGGCAAGUAAUAUAACUUAUAGUUUAAGAACUAAAAAGCAAACCCAAUAACAUUACAGACAGCAUUACAGAUAACACAACAGAAGUCAGGGAAUUAUCUCCAAUUUAAUACCAAAAGACUCCACUGGUCUAAAUGAGAUAUCUUAAAAAAAAAAAUACUAAAACACUUUGUGGAUUAGCUACUUUUCAAUAAAUCUUUUAUAGAAUUUUACACCUAAUUUUCAAAGUGGUGAAAAAACCCAUCUCAACCAGAUCGGGUUACAGACCGAUCUCACUUAUUUCAACUAUUUCUAAAGUCUGUGAAAACAUUGUCCUAAAGAGAUUGCUGGAAUUGUGCCAAGAAUAACUUGCUUAAUGAUCACCAGCAUGGCUUCACUAAUGGAAAAUCAACAACUACAGUAAUGAUCAAACUAACCACAAAACCAUUAUUGACAACUUGGAAGCAGUUAAUUUAUCAAUAGAAAUUCUGCUUGACUUAAGUAAGGCUUUUGAUUGCUUGAGUCACAAACAUAUGGCCCAUAUGGGAGUAUAUAACACUGCACAGAAAUGGUUUUAAAGCUAUAAUGGCAGCUGAUAACAAUUAGUGGAACUAAAGCACAACCAUAAUAGUAUCACUGUAGAAAUACAAUCAAAUCCCCCCCCCCCAGUCCAAAGUGGAGUGCCCCAAGGAUCGGUGCUAGGACCAGCAGUCUUCAUUUUAUUUGUUAACAAUAUGCCUCAAUAUCUAGGAGAAUUCUGCACUCCUUUAAUGUAUGCUGAUGAUGCAACUCUGCUACUGAACAGAGAAUCAUCAAAUGACUUAGCAGUGUCAUCUAACGUUGCCCUAAUUAUGGCAUACCAACCCUGCAAUGGAAAUGACCUGGUUACAAUCCUACUAAAACCAGUCAGAUAGUACUUAGAAGACGAGCAUCUGAAGUUGAAAUCAUUCCGGAUGUACAAAUGAAGCCUCAUAUUAAGUUCCUGGGCCUGACUCUAACAUCUAAGAUAUGGCCUUAGUAGAUUUUGAGAUUCUGGGGUGCAAGGGUAAUUCGAUAGGUCUAGUCUACUGUGGGAGAUGACUGUUGGAGUUUCGUGUGGUUCGUUCCCUAUCAGAGGUUCUUGCUAGCCUCAACAAAGGUGUGCCUCCCCUUGCCUGGUUUGACUGGAGAGGCUGGUUCAGAGCUGGCCUCCCCUUCUAGGGAGACAUGACUGAGAUUCGUGCCCUAAUUCUUCCUCAUGGAUCUCGAUAGGAGGUGGCCCCUACCCCGUAACCUUACCCAUCCUAAAUAUCCUGUCACUCCGGAAGCAGCGCUAAGGUUCUUACAGGACUAAGUGCAAAUUAUAAGCGUCUUGUCCUAAGUGGACAAGAAAAAAAAAAGAUAUGGCCUUGCUGUAUAGGGUGGUACAGCAGCAAGAAAUCUAAAAAUAGGCAUGAUCAUCCAGAAAAAUCUAACAGAACCCUAGCAGAUCUACGUCACCUGAAAAGUUGCAGAGAUGCUUUCAAAUCUUUGAAAAUUAUGACAAUAGUUGCUCUAUACAUAUUAGGAGAUGUAAUGCAUGCUGAUGGAGAUCUGCUUAGAAGCAGAAAUAUUCACCACUAUAAUACCAGAAAUGGUGUUUUAUACAACCUUCCAGUACAUCAUCUAAAGCUAAAUAAAUCUAAACCGAACUGUCACAACAAACUACCACAAGAGCUGCCAUACAAGAGGGGCACUCACUAAGAGUAGGACUGAAAGAAAAGCUCAUGGACCGACCUUUUUACUCUUUUGAAGAAUUUUUCCAUGGAACUUUCAAGGACGGACCUGAAUCUACCAAUAAAAAUAAAAUCUGGACACUAUUUGUAAUCUUGAUGAUUAUUAAUAAAGAUGAAUCUGAUUUUGGUUCUGAUUUGAUGGCGGUUUACAUUUAACACUUAACUUAUCCCCUAAUCCUCCAUUUAGGGAUGGGUGUUAAAGUUGUCGUCUAUAACAAAACUUGUAAAAAGCCUAGAAUAUUGUUAAAUAUUUCUUUGCAUAUUUUAUGUAGAUAAAUUCUUAACAAAAAUAUUUAUAUUUAAUUUUGUAUAAUUAUUAUAAGAAUACAUGAGAAAGUUCAUUGAAAUAUAUAAAACUCUACUAGCAACAUCAUCAUAUUGUGAUUGGGUUUUGGUGUCACCACAGCCUUUAUAGAACAGUUCUGUGAUAAGUACUAAUGGGUGAAUUUUCGAACUGUUAAGAAUUGCAUCAGUAACUACCCCACAACACACCACAUGAUAUUAUCUAUUCUCUCACGCACAUUUAAUGCUUUAAGUAUUCUCCAAUGCACAUGCUGUACACACGGAUGUUUUCCUAUAAAUGUAUUCAGAUUCUCAAUCUGGCACUCACUACAUUAGCAUUGUGGUAUGGCUCACUGAAACUCUCAAUGAUUUACUGUACUUUUACUUUGUAUAUUUGCAUUCAGUAAAUUUUUAAUAUAUUACUAAAAAUAACAAUCUAUUAUCUAUUUCUCCAAAUAUUUCCCCAAUUUGCAAAAUGUUUCCCUGAUCCUCGAUUGCCAGAUCGGACAUGUUCUGCACUCCUGGACAUCUACCUACCUAGAAACGACUGUAUAAAUCUGGCAAAUAUAUUAAAAUAAUUCCAAUGUGAUUUGUACAUAUUUUAUGAUCUUUCUAAAAUGUCUGUAAGAAAAAUCAAAACUUAUUCUGUGUGUGUUACUGCUGAAUAAAUAAACCUAGACUAUUAAAACCAUUUUCUGAUUCUGAACAAAUGCAUUGAAAUACAUUUUUAGAGUUGUUUAGUAAUGAGUUUGCAUUUUUAAGAGCUGAAUUAAAGUUUUAUAAAGUUACUAAAGAAAGAAUUAAUUUCAUUGUAAAUGUGACGUUUAUAAAACAGGUUAUGAGAAUUGAGUAGAGAAAACAGGGUUAUAGUUGGGCAAGAGGUAUAUAUCUUGUGUAUUUAUAAAUGUAUUAAGUGAGUUGUAACCAUUUACAAAUGAACAAAGGGAAUAUUUUGCAGCUGCUGUACUGAGUAAAGUAGGCAGGUAUGUGUGAGAUUUUUGGGCAGGUACUGGUGCAGUUAUGUACUACAAAUACUGAAAUGGCCAUAUUGAAAUAAGAGAGAUGAAUACUACUCUCAAUAUGCCUCUGCAAGCGAGGGGGUUGCAUAAAUUAUAUACUUGUAAAAUGUCAACAAGUUUGAGAAAUUUAACUUUUAAUUCACUGUAGAACAUUAAGUUAUAUGAUGUAAUGUACACAGGAAGUUAUCGCACAACUUUCUGCUGAGUAUACUGCAGCUGUAAAAUUUAGGAUUAAAGUAAAUAUAUUUGUAUCUUGCUAAGAGGACUUUAAAAUUCACAAGAAACAUUUUUCAAUUGAAACUUUCUGUGAACAUGCAAGCACACCUUAUGGCAAUUUGUUCACUUUACAAUAUUAUUAUUGUCUGAUAUGUUAAUUUUUUAAAUAUGUUUUUCUUAAUCUCACAAGAAAUACAAGCAGUUUAGGUUGAAAUGAUAAUUUACGGUAAAUAGUAGUUGUGUUGGGGCAUUUCAUGCUAGAAAAUUAGUGCAUCAUGUUGAUGUUCAAAGUCAUAGACAUGAGUGACUUAGUGCAUAUUGAGGUUAUUUUCACCAAAUGUUUAGUCAUAUUGGAUUAAUACUACAUGUUUAACAUUUGUCUGGUAAUUUAAAAAAUAGAAUUAUUCCAAAACAUCUUGUGACAUAUUCAAAGUCAGCUAUUUCAGUGGAAUCCAGAGAACUUUGUCUGCAGUUGAAAACUGGUUCAUUACUGCACGUCUGAAACCGAAUAAGAUAACAAAGAGGAAAGUGUGAUAAAAUAAGCAAAGUAUCUUCAAAUGCUAGUGUUAUUGGUUAUAUUAUUGUUAUGGAUUUCUUAGACUUUUUUUGGAAAAAAUAAAACUGUAUAAUGUGAAAAAAGUUUCAAAAAAAUCUAUGGUUGGCCCACAAAAACCCAUUAGUUCAGUCAUUACUUUCCAGUUCUGGGUCCAAAAUUGAUUAAAGCAGAGUUCCAUCAGGCCCAGUUAUCUCAUGUAUAGUGACUUGGAUCAUAAUUUAUACCUGCUUUAGUUAUGGUACCACACCAAAGUCAUAUACCUCAUUUUUGAUUGGCUGAGGGUUUAUACUGCUGUAUUAAUAUCAAAAUAUCAGCUGUCAAAAUAAAAUGAUGUGAAUAUUUAUUAUUUACUUUCUUUACAGUUCUUUUUUUGGGUUACAACUGUUGGCAUAAUUCAUCCACUUUGCCACAUUUAUUCAUGUUUAAUUUAAUUUUUAUAAAAUUUUGUUUACGAUACUCGCACUCAGUUUUCUUCUUUUAACUCUUUAACAUCUUUUAUGUUGAAUGGCAUUUGAUAUAUGCUUAUAAUGUAUUGCGAACUAAAACAAUGGAACAAUUCAAGUGAAAUGUUUACAAAACAAAAUUAUUUUAUACUAAUAAUUUUGGAAUUGCACCACAUGUAAGAUGUAGGAAUGUAAAGCUUCCAGUUUCCAGUGAGCUAGGUAGUGUACUUACUACAAUGGGAAUGUGUUGGAAUAAAAUCUUUGUAACGAUGUUUAACAUUACCUUUCCACUCUAUUUUUUCUUUAUUACUCUAUGUCCAAUACUAUCCAAAUCUUUCCAUAUUUAUAUGAGGGAAUAUCCCAUAUUUGGUUCCUUUUGGAUUACAAUCCAUCCCACUAUAAGAAAUAGCUGGCAGGAAAUUGGGUUCUAUUCAAAUUUAUUAAAAUGUUGUGGACUUUUUUCAACUAUUUUAUGAUCUGAUUGAAGACUCUAUAUUACAAUUCUGAUAAAAGGUUAGAUAACUUAUCCCAAUCAUGUAAUAGCAAUGGUGUAAUACAAUUAAACUGCAGUAUCUUGCCGCAAGGUGUGUGUCUGUGUGUAAAAUACAUAGUUUUAAAAAAUAAAGCACAAACUUCUUUAUGCCAUUUGUGUUUAAUGUUGAGGAGUUCUGGUAAAAUAAUUUGUGGUGUAAAAAGUAUGUUAUAACUUUAAUUUCUGAAAUAAUAAGGUGUUUACAUCUUACUGCAUUAAAACCAACUGUAUUUCAUGUGUAUUGUGUUUGUAAAAUUGUUAAUUUUAGUACUAGUACAGAAAUGAAAAAUUAUUUUUUGUUCAUUAUGUUUAAUGUUUCAUUUUAGUUUUCAGAUGUGCAAGAUGAAAAGAAAAAAUGUUUGUUUAUAAUUAAUAUAUCAUUAAUAUUUGUAGUAUGAUGAAACAUGUUGUUAUUACCUGUCUAAAAUAGCUAUUUUGGUACUCAAUUGAAUAAAAUGCAUGCUCACCAUCAGCUCGCAUGUAAAAUAUGAUCUCGUACCAUUAAAUAAAAUAUAUUAUUUACUGAUCUGACAAAACUUCAUAAUAAAAUAAUAAGGAAGUUUUACAUUAUCUUAUCUAUUACACCAGUGUAACGUGUGUAUGAAUGAAUGAUAAUUAUUAACAUUUAGUGUUGUUGAUUAAAAGAGGUAUUAGAUUAAAACUGUGUAAUUUCCUUUACUUUAGGUCUGGUAAACAAUACCCACCUAAUGUUUCUAAUUUAUAUAGCUGCCAUAUCUAUAAAUUAAGUCUAAAAUAAAUUUCUCAAGAUAGAAACGUUAUCUUUGCUAUAUAUGCUGUUGUUAGUGUUUAAGGCUUUGUAUGUUUAUAGAUCAAUUUUAUGUAAGGCAUUUAUUUUUAAAGAUCAUAGUAAAGAUUAAAAGUACGAUGAAAUAAGGAAAUGAUUAUUUUUGCCUCAAUUUGUACUAAAUAAGAUAUUUUUAAAUUGUGUAUCAGGUAAAAAGUUCAUAUUGUUAGAAAAUAUGAGUAACAUUUUGUAAUAAUGUAAUGAUUAAUGUAAUAUGCUGAUAGUCUUGUGAUAUCUUUUAGUUUCUAUUGGUGAAUCAAUAUAUGAUAUGUUUUUAUUCAAUUUACGUCAGUAAUAAUUUGUGCUUGAAAAACUUUGUUUUCGAAUAUUUGUAAAUUAACUUGAUUGCUAGUAUAAUACACAGUCUAACAUUAAAUACUAGUAAUAAAAAGCAAAAACAAUUUGAAAUUCUACUUAUUCUAUACCAAAUUAAAAAUCUUAAUACUCUAUAUUGAUAUUAUUUUGUAUUUCCAAGUUAUGUUUUUAAUCACAGAUUUGAAGAGUUGUGGACUUACUUGUAGGGUAUAACAUCCAGUAAAUUCUUGUAGAAGUUCACACGCAAGAAUAUAUAUAUCACAAAGAUUUUGGUAUCAAUUGAAAAAGAUACAGGUUCUUAACCAAUAUUCCAGCUUGAUGCGACUUAUGAAUUAUCACUAAAAAAGAAAAAAAAAGAACUUGUGUCAAGUUGUUAUAAUAAUGUUUAGUUAAGUUUUAGUUACCAUUUCUUUUGAUUGAUUAUAAUAGUUUUUUAAUUGGAUUAUAAUCUGUGUUUUGAUUACUUUUCUAUAGUUUCAUUUCUUAUCUGUAUAACAAUAAUUUUUAGUUGAUAUUAAGACAUAUGUCUUGUACCAGAAAGCAGUAAAGCUAUGAGGUAAUUUUUGUAUUUGCACAAAUAUCUGUAACAAGAUUUCUAAAGAAUAUUAUUUUUCACUAUUACAAAUGUGAUUAUUGCCAAUUGUUGUUGGUAAUAAAAAUUAUUUGCAAUUUUAAAGACUGAUUGAAGUUCGAAUUGUGCACAGUUUUAUAAAUAAUAUUUUAUUCACCUUAUAUUUUUAUGUCAUCUGCAUUUCAUGAAAAGUAAGACUAUGGUAUGUAUAACAAUAUAUAAUGUGGGUAAUAUGUAUAUAUUCCUGGUGAUCUUUUUUUAAAGAGCUUGUAAAUUUGCUGAAUACAGAUUGACCAUUUUGAACUUCUAACCUACUGACAGAUUUAAAGUUAACCACGAAAUAUAUAAAACAAAAAAAUUGGAAUCUGGGCUCCUAUCACUAUUACAAUAUUUUGUAAGAAUGUGAAACAUUUAGCUCUGCCAUUCAUUAUCCACUUUUACAUACUGUACCUUUUGUCUCUGGGUAUUAGAAUCUAGAAUUUCAAACAAUAUUUUUAAAUUGCAUUAUUAACCUUAAUAUGGUUAAAAAUUCCUUUAUUAUACUUUAUUAUUUAUACAGUUAGUUUGAACAAUUAACAGUCAUAGUCAUAGUCAUAGAUCUUUAUUCAAAGCUGUAAUAUUAUAAAUACAGUCAGAAUAGUGUCACAAAUACAGAUAGACUAAUAUCAUCACAGAUACAGGUUAACUUAUCUAAAAUCUUAUGUUAACUUAACAUAAAUAUUGUUAAUUUAAAUAACUAAAAUCAACUCAAUUUUUAUUUUUGUUUAAUGGCCCAAACUCUCAAAAAAUUCUUCAAAAGAAUAAAAUGAUCGUGAUAUGAGAUAAUUUUUCAAUUUAUUUCUAAAUGGAUUGAUUCCUUCAAUUUUUUUUAUGUCAAUAGGAAUGUGUUGAAUAAAUCGUGUUGUACCGGCGUAUUCAGUUUUCUUUUUAAACAGCUCUAAUUUAUGAUUUUCAAAAAUUAUACCACUCCUAGUAUUAUAUCUAUGAGUGGUUUAGUUAGGUAUAUUUUUAAAUUUUGUGUAAGUUAUUGUAUUGUAUAUGUAUUGACUGUAAACAGUUAAAAUUCUUAAUUUUGCAAAUAAAUCAAACAAAGAAUCAUAUUCAUUAAUUUUAGUUUUUAGCACAAUUAUUGAUUCUUUUUCAGUUUUUUUACAUUCAAAACUGUUGCACUAACAAGAAAUAGCGAUAGAAGUGGUCUGGCAACCUGAGGUGACUUGAUCAUUAAAUCAUUUUGCUUAACUCACAUGUUUAUCAUAUGUAACCAAUUUGGCCUCAUUGCCUCUUCAUAUUUUGUAAUAAUGAUGUUUGUUUUGUAUUUAUAUUUUACAUCCUGAUGAAGGUUAAACCGAAAUAUAGAGUUUUAAUACUAUCUUUUUGUGUUUCUUAAUGUGAUUAAUACACAUGUGAUUAACACAGAAUGUGUCUCCAAGUUAUCUAAAUAAAUUUUUUGUGUAUUUCUUUUUAUAUUGACAAAAACUUAAUGUUAUCUACAAAUAGCAAAAUUGUUUUUAUUGUUCCCAACUUAUCCAAAGAAAAAUGUUGUAAAAGCUUGCUAGCCUUUUUCUAAAUUUAAUAAAUAAAUAUAAUUUUUUAAACUCAUUGUUACAGUUUUGGUAAAAAUCAAAUCUUUAAAAAUAAGAAAUCUGAAGCAUAUGGUCCUAAAAGGGCUAAACAGUUAUUCUUCAUAAAUUUGAAGGAGAAUAGUUCAAUUAAAAUCUGUUUUGUUAUUUGUCCUGUUUUCAGGUUUUUUUUUGUAUUACUUCCACACAGUUAGUGGUAGUAAAUUCAAUAAAUUCAAUUGUAAUUGACUCGCAUGUAUCAUUUAUGUUUUUAUUUUGGAAUUGCGCAUCAUAAAAGACAAAUAGUGAUAUUAUUGUGUGGGUUUUUUAGUUUUGUUAAGUAACUAUUGAAAUCACUGUUUUUCAAACAAAAUUGAGGCACAGUCUGCUUAAUUAAAGAGAUUCAAAAUAUUUUUAUCUACUAAAGAUUAAAAAUUAAUAAUAUCAUCGUGCUUGCUAAAUGUUUUACUACAGAUAAAUUAUUCUACUAAAUUAUUUUACAAUUAUUAUACAACUAACAUUUUCAUAUGAUGAAUGAAUGUUUCAAUUUCACCCCUACUGUAUAAUUGAAUUUACCAAAGUGUCCUGCACAUAAUAUGUAUAGGUUAUAUUUAUAGGGUGUGAUCUCAGUCACAGCAAUAACUCGUAGUUUGCUUUCAAUGAAAUAAAGAAUAAGUAGAUGUUUAAUUUAGGUAUUCAUUUUCAAUACUUGAAUUUAAGAAAGAGUUUGAAGAAAUAUGGUUACAUAUUAAAAAGUUCUGUAUACCUUUUAAUUAGUUUUAAAAAAAAUCAAUUUUACCUGUCCAAGUUAAAUUUUUUUAAUCCUUGAUACGAUUUUAUUAUCAGUAAGAUAAUAUUACCAUAUUAUUGUGGUUGCAAUAUUUGGAACUAAUUUUCAUUCAUCGAACCAUAGACAUACCAACAUAUAUAUAUAUAUAUAUAUUAUGUCGACACACAUUUUUAAUAUUAGUUUGAAGUCAUUUUUCACUUCAGUCUUUGUGUUGUUGUAUAUAGACAGACAUCAUAUAACAAAUGCCAUCAGAAAACAUACAAAUGUUUGUUUAAUGAUUAAACAUUUACAACUAAACAAUAAGAACAAAUUUUAGAAAAAUUGUUUAUUUUGUUUGUACAAGAAGCAAAUAUGAAUGGCAUGGUGGAACCCAAUACCAUGUACAAAUUGAUGUGGAGUAAACACUCAUAUAAAGUUUAAAUUUUGAUGUUCAAACAAAUAGAAUUUAAGUGAAUGUUGUUAUUAUAGAUGGUUUUAAAAAUUCUGUCAGCAUAUUUAAAAGAUCUUUGCAAUUUUUUAUUAAUGUUACAGGAAGAUACCAUUACGUUUUGAUAUAAAUAUAACUUAAAUAACUGAUAAAUAACUUAAUUCUGAUUAAAUCUUUCCACAGAAGAACAUUUAUCGAAUAAGUUGAUUUUAUAAUCAAGAAUUAAGUUGAUGCUCAAUUUAAUUUAUUUUCUAUUAUCUUGCAAUUUAUUUUAUAUUUAUAAACUCAUUGUGUUAUAUUAUUAUUGUUUUAUUAUUAUGUAAUACUACCAGAAAACCCCCUCCAUCAGUGUAGAUUCUCUGUUAAUUUUUGGUGCAGUUUUGUGUGUGAUAACAUUACUCAUUUAGCAUAAGUUGUGUUUAAUCUCCAAUGUACAGUUUCAGAAGAUUGUGUAAAUGUUAUUGUUGCUGUGGUGUAAUAUUACAAAAUAUAUAUUGUACAUCUUGUAUAAUUACUAAGACAAAAGGGGAAUUUAGUUUUUAGAUUUAUAACCCUCUGGAUCCUAGAUGAGAUGGUAUUUUGCAGGAAUUACUUCAAAAACUCAUAAAAAAUUAUUGCAAGCAAAGUUACGAAAAUCUCCAGGUGCAGGCAUGUUCUUGCUUCAGUAUUUGUUUUUGGAUAAUUUACAUGAAAUAUUGAAAUUCUUUGAACCUUUUUCUAUAAAUUAUAUAUUUUAUUAUUCUUUGGUGCUAUGUGUCAUAGACCUACAAUUAGUUGCAUUGGUCAUAAAAUUAUAGUUAUAAAUAAAGUAAAAUAAACAAAAUGUUUUGACACAGUGUAAUUUUUUGCUUUACUUAUGAAAAUUCAAAAGCAUUGUUGAAGUGUCUUCUUAUGCUUUCUUACAUCAUUUUUUUUAAUACACCAAAUCUUAACUAUCGGAUGGCAGAUUAACUGUAAUGUGGGGACUAAAUGUGAAAAAUGAGACAGAUGUAAAAUUGUUAAGGUAAUAAAAGUUUCCUCCUUUAAAUUAGCAUAAGUAUUACUACUAGUUUAGUACUAAACUUUUAUAAAAAGUUUUGUGGCUUAGACAAGACAAUUACUAGCAUACUCGUACUUAUCAGCAGCUAUUAAUUGUUCCUCAAUGCGAUCUAAAAUAGCUCAUUUAGUUCUGAGGAUUCUCAAUCUUCAAACAAAUUGUUUAAUUAUAUUUUUUAGUUUUAGCUUCAAUAUUUUUGUUAGAUUAUACUAAAUAAUUUUUAUUUUUGUGUUAAUGAAUGUUAUGUGAUUGUGUAUUUCUCCGACAGUCAAGGUGCCAGAUAUGAAUUUUUUGUCAAUUCUUUAGAAUAAUUGUCCAGUUGUUAGUGAUUUGUUAUUUUGUACUGAAGUAUCUUAUCUUAAAAUGAACUUUUCUGUUUAGUGAGGAAAUACUUGUGAUUAUAAUUCUAUAAUCAUAUUAAUUUUUACAAUGAAGGAAAUAAAAUUUUUGUCACUGACUUAAUCUUUUUUUAAACACGUUCACGACAACAUGUACCCCUUCUUUACAGUACAUGCGAUUUUUUACAACUGCCAUUGUGUACUCCAUCGGGUACACACCGAGCUUUCGUAAAGCGCAUCAUGUGCCCGAUGGGGUACACAUUGCUAUGCAAUUCCUUAUUGUGUUUUUACUGUUUGCCUGUCUUGGUGGUUUGUUAAAUCUGAUCCCAUGCUUAAAUAAAUUCCUCAGACUAUCGUGUACUCUAUCAAGCACAAAUUUGCCUAAUUUUUAAGGUAAAUUAAUUUUUUAGAUACCCCUUGGGGUACAUGGAAAAACAUUUAAAAAGCAUAUUAUGAAAAUAAUUAUUUUUGUGCAAAAUUGUAAAGCCUACAUACUUUUUUUUAUUAUACUCAGACAUUUAACAUAAAAAAAUUAUUGCGGUUUUUUGCUACUAUUAUUGAAAAAAUCUAUUGCAAAUAAAGUCCGGAAACAAGCCAUUGUCGUGAACAUGUUAAUGAUUAAAUUGAAUUUACCAUUGUGUUUUGAUAACAAUAAUUACAAUAUGUAACAGCAUAUUUUUGUAUAUAUUUCCUUAUGAAAGUUAAACAAAAUAAUGUUUUAUAUUCUUAUCUAACUUUAUAGCAGAAAUAAGAAUUCAAUUGAUUAAAAUAACUUUUGUUUUCACUUGAGAGAUAUGUUUGUUUAGUUUAAAUUACCAUGAUAUUUUAUUUUAACACUGCAACUAUCUGAACAGACGAUAUUGUAAUAACUACAACUGCUGUGUGUAACAGUGAAAGAGUUAAAUAUUGACUGUAUUAACUCUCAAGCACUAAAGAAAAUUUGGGUCUUUUUCAAUUAGUGUGCAUUUAUAGAUUUUAAAAACUUUGUUUUUGCUUACAUUACAGUUUUUCUCUUUUAGGAGAAAUUACAAAAAAUUUUGUUUGAAUUCCACCAUUUUUAUACUUAGGUGCACCGUAUGAUUUUAUCUGCAAGCCCUGCCUCGCAUAAUAAUAUAAAACAUCGAUAAAAGAACAACACUGGUUGUUUAUUGUUUUUUCACAUGCCACGCAAUCUAAUUUGCUUCCCGACAGUCAUAAGUCAACAUAUUUAUACAUUCUUAUAUAUUUAAAGCAUUUUCUUGAACUAUAUACAAUCAACUAAAAUAAGACAAUACGGAUAUUCUCAUAUGCCGAGUUUACCACAGUUCCAAUGGCAUUGACAUAUCUGUAUUUAAGGGUUAAUGUUGUUCAUUUUUAAGAUCUAUGUAUAUUGCUUAAUGUCACUAUAAUUAAUUAUGUAUAAAAUUGACUGAUAAAAGUCCAAAUAGGUCUUCAUUAUUUAAAAUCUUAUUACACACUACCUCAGGUAAAUUUUAAAUGUUUGUGUAUUGAAAUAACAAGACUUGAAUUAGUUUUACUGUUAUUAUUUAAUAAUGAAGUGUUGGAGUAGGAGUAUGCUACUUGUCUUAACACUGUUAUUUAUUAUUUUUAUGAUAUUUUUAAGGAGGGAUCCUUUACCAUGUGUGAAUUAUUUAGUUGUUUGUCAAUGUUUUAGAUUUUUCUUUUAUAAUAUGUGUUCAAUAUAUAAGUAAAGAUGAGAGAUUUUCACAUUGCCAAACUAUGUUCAUGAAUGCAGAGUAAAAUAUAACCCAGUAAUAUACAAUAUUAUAACAAUACUUUGCAUGAUUCUUUAGAUGUAUAGUAUUAUUUCAAGGUUAUAAAUUGUAUAAUUUACUGUCAAAUUGUAUUUUAUUACUCAUUCAUGCUACUCACUCCAAUAAUUGGUUACAUUAAACCUCCAGAAGGUUGGUGGUGGUCUUGAUACUCUGUUCCUGUUAAGUUUAUAUUGAUUAAACAUGCUAGUACAUUAUCAGUUUAACUUGCAUGAUUCACUGGUCCAUUAAAGGAGUAGCAGGAAAUCUCAGAACGUUGCUGGUAGUCUGUACUUGCCUAGUGGGAGAGUUACAUAUACACAAACCCAACACAUUUUGGCAGGGCUAUUCCGAUGUUUUUGAGUACCCUUUGUAUUUUAAUUGGGCUUAGCUAUUCAAUUUUAUUAACAGUGCUGACCCUUAAUAUUGUGUAUUGUACUCAAGUUUUAAAAUAAGUUCUUCAGUGAAUUUUGAUAUACUAGACUACUGUGAUAGAUUUCACGUUGGUCAGACAUCUAAUUGCUGUGAUCAGAUCUCAUUUUCCAAAACUCUAAAAAUAAAUAUGCUGCUUUCAAUUAUCAAUCAUAUUUAAAAUAGUGCCCACAAGGUUUCGGAAAAAUUAAUGAUAUAUUCAUUAUGAACACUUAUGCAUAUUGUAUGAAAUCCAAAGAACAUUUCUUAGUUGUCAGUGAAUUAAACAAUGAGUUUUACAUUUUUUAAAUUGUAAAUUUGUAUUUCUAAAUUUUCAUUAAUAUCUCAUAGUCAUAAAUAGAAACUAGGGGGACAACUCCAAAUUUUUAGGUCUCUUUAAGCUCUGAGGCCAUGAUGCAUUUCCACUGUUUCCCUAUUGAUAGUUUGAAAUUGCAAUAAUCACUUAAUGAUUAAAAGUUACAAGCCUAAAACAUUCCAAGAGGCUUUACAAAAAUGUAGAUUUUGUGAGCAGGAAUAGUUAUAAAGUAGUUCUCUCAAUGUCUUGUUAAAAUAUUAUGUAAAAAGAAAACCUUUGAAACUAUUUAUAAAAUGUAUCCAAAGACUAAGUAUACAAAGACAAUUAGUUUAAUAGCUGCUAAUUAUAUAAAGAUAUUAUUGUGAGGUACAAAAUAAAAAUUAUUUUGUUACUGUUGUUUGUCACUCAUUUAAAUCAAGUUAAAUAGUCAUAUGUUUACUAAUUUACAAUUUAGAAUUUAAAGACUUAGUUUAAGAACACCGUCCUAAUCUGUGAACUCCAAUUUAACCAUUAGGUUAGUUGCAUAUCAUAAAGGCUUGCAAUGUAUGUAAACACUGUAUAUAGUAUAAAUAUAUAACGUACAAAUAUGUU
Messenger RNA from Homalodisca vitripennis (glassy-winged sharpshooter), 17054 nucleotides. RefSeq names its product heparan-sulfate 6-O-sulfotransferase 1 (gene Hs6st). NCBI's taxonomy places the organism in Eukaryota, Metazoa, Arthropoda, Insecta, Hemiptera, Cicadellidae. The transcript is spliced from 5 exons. Gene Ontology annotation, molecular function: heparan sulfate 6-sulfotransferase activity. Gene Ontology annotation, cellular component: membrane. Bases 68 to 1387 code for a protein of 439 amino acids. The record is from RefSeq and is a predicted model, not a curated record.